Molecule: messenger RNA, 408 nt
Organism: Linum trigynum
Lineage: Eukaryota; Viridiplantae; Streptophyta; Magnoliopsida; Malpighiales; Linaceae
Source: the annotation of a GenBank genome assembly
AUGAAGCCCACACCAAGUCUCUCCAAAGCUUUUGACAUCGCCACCAAUGAAGAGCAGCAACGUUUGAUCUCUCAAAACCGCCGCCCUGCUGGUGAGGCGGUCGUGCUCGUUGCUCGCAGGGACGGAGAUCGAGGGCAUCACGAGCACGACAAAGGGCGCCCGACUGAUGAUGAAGAUCGCCCUCACUGUUCCUACUGUCAUAAGUGCAGCCAUCUUUGUCAGAGCUGCUGGGCUCUCAUUGGAUAUCCUCCGCAGAAUCGUAACGAUUCACGUGAUCGUGGUGAUGUGCGCGGCGACGGUGAUGUAGGCCUAAGGUUUCGGGUGAUGGAUCCUCGCGUGAUAGUGCUCCCAAGGCAGCCCAAGUAUAUCAUGAUAAGGCAAGAGUCCGGUUGCAGGCUUCACUGUUGA